Molecule: messenger RNA, 924 nt
Organism: Ciona intestinalis (vase tunicate)
Lineage: Eukaryota; Metazoa; Chordata; Ascidiacea; Phlebobranchia; Cionidae
Product: small ribosomal subunit protein uS15m-like
Biological process (GO): mitochondrial translation
Cellular component (GO): mitochondrial small ribosomal subunit; ribosome
Molecular function (GO): RNA binding; structural constituent of ribosome
Source: RefSeq, a predicted model, not a curated record
GAAAACGAAAAAGUUUUUAAAAAUAUUCACAUGGCAUUUAUAUACAAUAUGGAUUCUACACUCUGAUGUGGAUUUGUAUCGUUUAGUUAAAACUUGAGAUAAAUAUGAUCAAGUUACAACGGUUUUUGAUAUCCACAAUGCAGAAUAUGCGCAUUAAGGAUUGUGUUCAACCAAGUUGUCACGUGAUGCAAAUUCGAAUGAAAAGUUCUCGAAAAAGAGGAAGAAUGCGCGGCGGCCAUAAACCGAUGCCCGUGCCUCCAGAGAGACUGGAAUGGAGUCAGUUUGAUGCCUUGGAUAAGAAACAACCACGAGUUGAGCUGAAAGGCAUGCCAUUACUAGAAGAAUCUGAAAAAUCUGGUAAAAGCACGGAUGCACGAGUGUUAAAAGUAUUAUCCCUUGAAUUUGGAAAUCAAAAGGACUUGGAAAAAGCAAAAGUAUUAGAAUAUGGGAAACAUCUGCAAAGACAUCCUAAUGAUUUUGAUUCACCAGAAAUGCAAGUUGCACAACUGACAGUGCACAUACGAACCGUUCAAGAGCAUUAUGCCCGAAUAUUUAGACAGGACAAAAAACUACCUGGAGCUGUGAAAAAGAUGGUUGAAAGAAGAAAUGACCUUCUUGAUUUCCUCCAUUUAUAUCGAUUUGAAACGUACACUAAAGUUUUGAAAUUAUUUAAAAUUAAACAUAAACUGCCUCCACUGGAGACAAGGAUCAGAUCUGAGCUCAUUGAUAAAGUGACGGACAUGAGGAUCAGAGCAUUCGCCGAGAGCAGGAGAGUCAAAUUUGAGGAAGAGGAACGGAAAAGACAACUCUCUGAAUUGAAGCAACAUCUUAAAGAACAAAGAACAGUUGAUAAAUGAAAAGACAAAGUUGCAACAGCGUGAUAUGACUUUAAACUCAAUAUACAGUAGGGUGGGGAAGAUGGGA